AUGGCAGAAAUGGAAGGAGUGAUAUCAGUGUUCAAGAGCAAGACACUGCGGUUGCACACGACAAGAAGCUGGGAUUUCAUGGGUCUUACAUUGGGCUAUACUGAAGUGACUCCAUUGCAGCUAGCUUAUGGUGAUGACAUAAUUGUUGGGAUCUUCGACACAGGUAUUUGGCCAGAAUCUGACAGUUUCCGGGAAGAGCCUGGCAUGGGACCUGUUCCAAAAUCUUGGAAGGGAAAAUGUAUCGGAGGAGAACAAUUUGACCCUAAAACAGCAUGCAACAGGAAGCUGAUUGGGGCACGAUACUAUCUCAAGGGUUUCGAGUUAGAAUAUGGAUCGUUGAACGCGAGUGGUAACUCAGAAUAUCGAUCAGCUCGAGACUUCCUCGGCCACGGGACUCACACAGCUUCCACAGCAGUUGGAUCCAUUGUAAGAAAUGCAAGUUUCUUAGGUUUUGGGCAAGGUACUGCCCGGGGUGGAGCACCUAGGGCUCGGCUGGCGAUGUACAAAAUAUGUUGGAAUAAACAGUUAGAUGGAAGGUGCACCGAAGCUGAUAUCUUGGCGGCGUUUGACGAUGCAUUGCACGAUGGAGUCGAUGUGAUAUCAGCCUCAUUUGGCGGAACACCACCGUUUGCUCCCUUUUUCGCAUCUAAUGCUGAUAUUGGUUCGUUUCACGCCAUGCAGUUUGGUGUAAGUGUGGUGUUCUCAGCAGGUAAUGAUGGACCAAAUCCAGCAGUGGUGGGAAAUGUUUCGCCAUGGAGCCUCUGUGUGGCUGCUUCCUCUAUUGAUCGAACAUUUCCGACCCGGAUACUAUUGGAUAAUAAGAUCUCUUUCAUGGGUGAAAGCUUAGUUACCAAACAAAUAAACGCAAGACUGGUGGGUGCUAGCACUUAUUUUGUUGGCGGGGUUUGCAAGUCGGAGAAUUGGAAGAAGAGAUCAGCCAUAGGGAGGCUAAUCCUGUGCUUCUCAACCGUUGGAUCUGUAAUGAGCGGUGAAGCCGAAGCAGCGGCGUGGAAGGCCAACGCCUCGGGCUUGAUUUUUGUUGAGCCGUUGACUAGGCAGAUUGCUGAUGUUGAUGUUAUUCCUGUUGUCCGUGUAGACAUCAUUCAAGGGACUAAAAUUGGCCAUUAUCUUGCUCAAUCUUUCAAGUGA
Ilex paraguariensis (yerba mate) is the source of this 1149-nucleotide messenger RNA. NCBI's taxonomy places the organism in Eukaryota, Viridiplantae, Streptophyta, Magnoliopsida, Aquifoliales, Aquifoliaceae. The record is from the annotation of a GenBank genome assembly.